AUGGAGAAUCCAAGAAACAAUGGAGCAGUAUCACUUCCCGUUCAAUUUAUCGAGCGGCUGAUCUCACGGCUGGGCCACCGGCUUCUCACCAGUCAACGCGCACCGGACUCGGCCAGUCCCCUCGCAACUGUGCUGCCGUCCGAUGCAAAGCCACUGAUGCUAACCCUGCAUUGCCUCUUCCCCAACGAGCUGCUCCUAGCUCUGGAUAUACUGGACCGGGGCCUGGUGAGACGGCUUGCACGACGGGAUGCGGACGAGGGGGAGUCAAGUUCGACGGCAGUUUUUUUCGUCAUCUCCGCCGCCGCGGCGCCCAAGACCCCGGCCAAAAAGCCGGCACCCACACGCGCAGGGCAGAUGGGCUACGAGGUUCGGCUGCAGGCCUGGAACUGCACCUGUCCGGCAUUCACGCUGGCCGCAUUUCGCGACCUCGGUCCCCGGGACGAUGACGAGGGGCCUGCAGCUGAAGGCCGGACCCGUUACGCCUAUGGCGGGUGUUUACCUGGCGCGCCGACCCGGACGUCGCCGCCCGUCUGCAAACAUCUCCUCGCCUGUCUGUUGAUGGCGCGGUGCCCCGGAGCUUUUGAAAGCACGGCAGGAGAAGCCAAUCCAAUCCCCGUAGCUGCAGAGGAGUUGGCGGGCUGGUGCGCUGGCUGGAGUGGAUGA
Aspergillus steynii IBT 23096 is the source of this 663-nucleotide messenger RNA. RefSeq lists its product as uncharacterized. The record is from RefSeq and is a predicted model, not a curated record. Gene Ontology annotation, molecular function: zinc ion binding. Lineage: Eukaryota; Fungi; Ascomycota; Eurotiomycetes; Eurotiales; Aspergillaceae. Bases 1 to 663 code for a protein of 220 amino acids. The transcript has a single exon.